Messenger RNA from Hydractinia symbiolongicarpus, 2636 nucleotides. RefSeq names its product inositol-3-phosphate synthase-like. The coding region runs from base 419 to 2119 and encodes 566 amino acids. Gene Ontology annotation, cellular component: cytoplasm. The record is from RefSeq and is a predicted model, not a curated record. Gene Ontology annotation, molecular function: inositol-3-phosphate synthase activity. NCBI's taxonomy places the organism in Eukaryota, Metazoa, Cnidaria, Hydrozoa, Anthoathecata, Hydractiniidae. Gene Ontology annotation, biological process: inositol biosynthetic process; phospholipid biosynthetic process. The transcript is spliced from 2 exons.
CUAUGCACUUUGCACUGGAACGGCAGACAUGUUUUAUUCAUUCAUGUUUUUUUUUCAGGGUGUUUUAUAAUAAAUAGAUAAAUUCCACUGUUGGCAAAGCAUAAAAUUAAAGUUGUUUUAACAUCGAGGAAAAAAACAAGACAGAGAAUAAAAGCGUUGGUAUGGUUCCUGAAAAUAAUCAAGUUUAUUUGAUAUUAUUUUGUUGUGUGGUUAUGCUAUUAAAGAUAAAAUUGUGCCCCCGUACCAAGUUAGAAAUCACAGCCGACAACAACGCACGAUGGAAAGAUACCCUUGUUCAAAAUUUACUACAAAUAUGUCCCUUAUCUUCGUUGCCAGUUAUUCGUCUUGAAAAGAAGAAAGCAGUAAACACUAGCUAGCAAAGCAAAAGUUAAUAAAGCUAAACAUUGAGUGGUUUGAAAUGGCAAACAUUAUUGUGAAUUCCCAAAAUAUAUCAUAUACUUCAGAGGAAAUCAAUAGCAAAUACAUCUAUGAAACAACAAAAGUGAAUAAACAUAAAGAUGGUAUCACUGUCACACCAACUGAAGUUCCAGUUCAUUUUAAGGUAAAGAGAAAUAUACCAAAGCUUGGUGUCAUGCUUGUUGGGUGGGGUGGCAACAAUGGUACCACUUUUACUGGUGCAUAUCUUGCGAAUAAACACAAAAUAUCAUGGGAAACAAAAACUGGUACCAAACAACCUAAUUGGUUUGGAUCAGUUUUGCAAUCUUCCACAGUUAGUUUGGGCUUCAGUGAUGAUGGCGAAGUCUAUGUUCCAAUGCAUGAAAUGUUGCCUAUGGUCAAUCCAAACAAUUUGGUUAUUGAUGGUUGGGACAUUUCGUCUAUGUCUAUUAAGGAUGCAAUGCAGCGUGCAGAGGUUUUUGAUUUUGAUCUCCAACAGAAACUAUCACCAUACAUGGACAAUAUGACGCCAAGAAAAUCAAUUUACCGCAAAGAUUUCAUAGCAGCUAAUCAAGCAGAACGAGCUGAUAAUGUCAUCAUUGGAACAGCAGAGGAACAAUUAAUGACAAUACGCAAUGAUAUCAAAGACUUUAAAGACAAAAACAACCUUGAUAAUGUCAUUGUUUUAUGGACUGCCAACACUGAGCGGUUUUGUGAUAUCAUACCUGGUAUUCAUGAUACGUCUAAGAACCUUCUCAAUGCCAUUGCUCGCAAUGAAUCUGAAAUUUCAGCAUCUUCACUAUUUGCAAUUGCAAGUAUCCUGGAAGGAAGUGCCUAUAUAAACGGUUCUCCCCAAAACACAUUUGUACCAGGCAUCAUUCAACUAGCUGAAGAGCACAAAGUAUUCCUUGGAGGGGAUGAUUUCAAGUCAGGUCAAACUAAAAUAAAAUCAGUUUUAGUUGACUUUCUUGUUAGUGCUGGCAUUAAACCUGUGUCUAUUGUCAGUUAUAAUCACCUUGGUAACAAUGAUGGCAAAAAUCUUUCAGCACCAAAACAGUUUCGUUCAAAAGAAAUUUCAAAAAGUAAUGUUGUAGACGACAUGGUUGAAUCAAACCAAGUUUUAUAUUCACCUGGAGAAAAACCUGAUCAUGUGGUUGUGAUCAAAUAUGUACCUUACGUUAGUGACAGUAAACGUGCUAUGGAUGAAUACACAUCUGAGAUAAUGAUGAACGGUACCAACACAAUUGUGGCACACAACACAUGUGAAGAUUCAUUGUUGGCUACACCUAUCAUAUUAGAUUUAGUUCUGUUGACAGAUUUGUGUCAAAGAAUAACAAUGAAGAUUGGCAAGAGUGAGGAAUACCAGGGUUUUAAUAGUAUUUUGUCUUUGUUAAGUUACUUAUUAAAAGCCCCGUUAGUUCCCAAAGGUACACCUGUCGUUAACGCUUUAUUUAAACAACGUGCAGCAAUCGAAAACAUUCUUCGAGCUUGUCUUUCUUUACCACCUCAAAAUCAUAUGCAGCUAGAAUUCAGACUUGCUGAUUCAAGUGUGUUUAAACGGGAAAUGACCCAACAAACUGCUAUCACACAAGAAAAAAACAAUAUAUGCAAUGGAAAUAUAAAAGAAUUAAACGACCACGUAAAAGUACAAAAUGGACAGGCUAUAUUAAAUGGAUAUCCUAAUUUUAAUAAUAAAUAUGAAAUAAAUGGUUUUAGACAUUAAGUUGAUAGAUAAUAGAUAAUUAGGAUAUUUUCAUUAUUUUCUAUUUUUUUUCUAUUUUUCAAAUAUCUUCACCAGUUUUAAAAUCGUAUAUACUAGUAGCACCUUUGCGUGAGAUUUUUACUUGUUCAGCCUUAAACUGUUUUCAUUAAGUUCUUAGAUUGUAAGCAUUUUUAAUUCAUUUACAGGACAUCUUUGACAAGUUUUACAAAAUUGCAACCAUUGAUUUAAUAAAAAAAUCUGCUUUUAAAAGAUAUUAUUCCUCCCUGUUUGUUUGCCUCAUUGUUCUAAUAAAAUUGUUCUUAUACAAAAAAAAAUUGCACAUGAUGUGUGUUUUACUCUUUGGUCGAAAAGAUGGUCUAUGACAUGCAAAAAAACAUUGUGCAAGCAUAGAACCAUGUAUAUAUAGAUUAUUCGUGACGAAUAUUAAACUAAUUUUUGUAUAUUUCGUAUUGUUAAAUAUUAAAUUAUUUACAUUUGUUUAGUUAGAUCCAUUUUUGAAAGAUAAUAUACUCCUUGA